UAGAUGGGCAUUGCACCGCCACACAGUGGAUUGCUGAUCUUCAUUGCAAUGUCACUUGCUCUUUGAGCCGUUGAGAAGGUCCCAAGAAAGCUUGCAGCCAAUGCCCUCGUGUUCCCUCCCGCGUGGCCCCUCGCUGAAGUCGGAAAGAGGUUGAGAAGUCAGUCGCGGCCGCGUCUGGCUAGACAAAAAGCUUUCGAUCCAUCGACGUCCACUACCACCAUCAAAGGCCAUCCAGCUCGUAGCAGGCUGGAUUGCGCAUAAGCUCACUCAUGGUAGUGGCAGGAGGGCUGCAAGCAGCGGCGCCGCCAACGUCCUCCUCCUCCUCAUCAUCAUCAUCAUCAGCAGCAGCAGCGACGACGUCUGCGUCAAAAGUGCCGCCUACAAGGGCAGCCGCGCAGCCUCCUCUCAUCCCCACGUCGGUAGUUGACGCACCGACGCAGAGACUGUGGGCAGCCAGCUUGACGGCUGCCAUCCAAGCGUACAAACUAUACAGCUUCUUCUCGCCUGACGCAUCGCUAUCGCAUGCGCUACUGGUUGACCUUGCCCUCGUCUUGGCCCUUUCAAGAUUACGCAUCCCGCGCCUCGACUUCAUCGAUGCCAAGUGGGCCAUCAUUGGCGCCCUCCUUGCUGCCUUCGACUGGCUCGCCCUCGGGGGAUGGCACACUUUGCUGUCCUUUGCAGGAUUGGGCGCAGUCACUAGCUGGAUUGCAGCCGUAUGGGAUGAUGCCUUCUCGAGGCCCAUGGGCCUCUCAGAACAUCGCGUGCGAAUCAGCGAUCUCAUCCGGCCCAGCUCACACAUCCUAGGAGAACACACCAUCCACAUUCUCCCUCAUAGCACAGCCAGCAUCUCAUCCAGGGCGCCUACAUGCCAUUGCAUUGGUGUCGGCAAGUCGCGAGUUGAGAUUCCCAUCUUCUUCAACAAUACGGACCCUACCUUCCUCCAGUAUAGCGUCACGCCUUUUGGCUCGGAGAACGCCUACCCGACCCUGUACAAUGUCACGAUCUCCAAGGGAAGUCUCACCACAGUGGAAAGCGCUAGAGACAUGCUCCAAGGUGGCGUUAAGCAGGCAAUUCAGGACGGACAUUGGGACGAGGUUGAGGCAGAGGUCAUGGGGUCAGGCUCCGUCGUGCAAAGGCAGGGCCAGCAUGUCCCAGCAAGAGCAGGGCAAAGGUCGAGGAAAGCCAAAGAUUCAAACAUGCAUCCGCGUCAAAGCAGUCAGCAGAAGUUCGACCUGUCCGUCAGCGCGAUUGGCCGUGUCCGGUUGGAAAGGGUGAUGGACAAGAGCCGCAUGGACGCUCGCAUUGCGCCGGGUGAGGUGAUCAUCGUGCAAUGCCCUACUACCAGUUUUGCACCAUCGCUUGAUGGGCAGGAGGCUGGAUCUUCGCCGCUCGCGCUCGUCAAGAACAACGCAGAAGAUGUCCUGUCCGCACUCCUCGGCCGUCGCCACGGCAGUACUCCUGGUGCUGGCUUCCGGAGCUUCGACUGGGCGCUUCCGCAGCACGAGAAGGUGCCCAUUUUUGCCCGCCUUGAUAGAACGGGCAGCUACUCGUGGGAGCUGGACCACGUAAGGGACGCCUGCGGCAAUGAAGUCAGCAUGAGCUCCAUCGGCAAAGCGCAAUUCUCGAAGGAGAUCCAGGUCCAUGAGCGAGCACACGCUACCAUCGUCGGGUGCUCGCGAGAACGCCCUCUCCAACUGCUUCGCAAUGGCACAGCAAAAGAGGUCCUCCUGCGUGCAGCCAAUGUCGAGACUGACGCCAAAUGGACGGCGUCAGUCCGCUUCGAGCCCGAGGAUGACAGCACCGAUGCCUGGACGAAGAACGUCACCAUCGGCAACGACGGUCUUGGCCGCAUCCAAGCCGCCAAGCCAGGCAACUACAUCCUGGAGCAAAUUGACGGUUCCUACUGCUCAGGCGAAGUCGGUUCACCUUGGUCGUGCCCCGUCAUCGAGGUACCUCCACCGACGGCCGACAUCAGCUUUUCGACCAUCGAAGACGUCUGCGCAGGCUCGGUCGGCGUAAAUGCCAUGGCGGUGCUAAGCGGCAGCCCACCUUUUCGCCUUCAGUACGAGAUCAAGCGAUCAGGGCAGCCCGCAUUCCGCCAGGAGCGUGUCAUUGAGAGAACGAGAGAGGAGUUUGAGUUCAGACCGUCGACAGAGGGAGCUGUUCAGUAUCGCUUCAUCGGACUUUCGGACGCCAAUUACAGAGGCUUGCCGCUGGAUGGACCUACAUUCGAGCAAGUUGUCCACCCGCUGGCCAGCGCCAGCUUCGUCAAGCCAACGAGCAGCAGUGCCUCUCGCCGCGAGGACUCUAAGAUCAUCAUGCGAAGCUGCGAGGGGAAUCGCGCCAAAGCAGAGGUUCAAUUGGAGGGCACAGGUCCAUUUGACCUCACCUACGCUCUGCGCACCGCAAACAGUGGUUCAUCUGUGGGCUCAAGCAGCUCACAUCAAGCCGCAGCGAUUCAGCACACGGUCAAGGGUAUCACACGGCAGCGCCACACCCUGGACAUCGAGCUUCCGCCUGCAAUCAAUGCGCAUGGAGGUUCCAUGACGAUUAGCCUGGUCAGCAUCCGCGACGGGAAGAACUGCGAGCGCUCCCUGACUACAUCGGAUGUCAACGUCGAAAUUCGUCGCGUCCACCCUACGGCGGCAUUUGUUGUGCCUGGAAGUAAGGCGGCUCAGCGUACAGCGGUGCUCCAGGGCGAGUCGUUGAUCCUCGAAGGUCAGGAGGCCAAGCUGCCCCUCCGUCUUGAGGGUGAGGGACCGUGGAAAGUUGAGUACCGAAGAGAGGGAGACGCAGUUCCUGUAACCACGACGCUGCAUAGCCCUGAGGCGGAAAUCGUCGUCGACCGACCGGGCGUAUUCCAGCUCGUGUCGGUGCACGAUGCUUAUUGCCAAGGGUCAGUCGUUCAGCAAUCAUCAAGAUGGAAUGUCGAGGUGCGACGCAGGCCUGUCGUGGCAUUCGACGCUGCAUCAGCCGCAAGCGUUGGCGGCCAAGGCCGGUCCAGCAAGCAGCAGCAGUUGAGCUCCCUCAUACGCCCACCCGUCUGCCGCGGAGUACCAGAUAGUGCCAACUUGCUCCUGCUGUCAGGGCAAGCGCCCGUGCAAGUCACGUACGAGCACGAAGCUCCCGCCGCCUCAUCGUCAUCUUCGCCCACUGGAAGGCGUAAACGCGAAACGUUUUCGACUGCACAGAACAUCACGUCACUACAUCUCUCCACCAGCGUGCCCGGUUGGCACAGGUAUCGCCUUGUGGAGGUAGGUGAUUCCAGCUACGCGCUAGGCGCAAUCUCACGAAGCGAUAGCGAUGACUUGGUCCUCGAACAGCUCGUCCACCCUCUCCCCUCAGCCCGCUUCAUCGAUCAGGACCAUCACAGCAGCGAGCAACAGCACAGACGAGGUGGCCGCUCGGGCCCGAACAAGCGCAAAUCCUUCUGCCUAGGUGACACGCUCAGCGGUCGAGAUAUGGCUCGUGCUGCUCCCAUAGUUCAGUUGAGCGGCUCACCUCCCUUCGAUUUGGAGUUCGAGCUGCGCGGCAUCCAAAUGCACAAUGUUGCCCUCGACUUGAACGAGGCGGAGAGUAUUGGCGAAGCAGGGGACAAGCCUUUCCGCCUGGACUCGACCGGCACAUGGGUGUAUCGCAUCGUCUCUCUGGUGGACGGGAAUGGAUGCAGUUCUACGCCUUCACCAGGCGAAGACUCCUCCUCCAGCGGCUCCUCUUCCGCAUCCUCACCACCCUCACUCUCUAUCAAUGUGGCGGAAACUGCCAACCUGGCCUCUGUGGGCGCACGGGACGACUACUGUGUCGGCGAGAGGAUCCAGUACGUCCUACAGGGAACUGCGCCGUGGACUGUCGUGUACUCCUUCGAGGGCAAGGUCAGCACCGCGACCAACUUGAAGACCUCGACUAGCUUCUCUCGCAUUGCCGAGAAACCUGGCGUACUGGAGAUCAAGAGCGUCGCGCAUGCUUCCGCUGAUGCUGACGCUGACUCUGUAGGUGGCGGCGGAGGUAGCUGUCGCAAGGAGAUCACCAACCCGGCCACCGAGUCCGGCAUGCGUAAAACGAUCCACGCGCUCCCUCGGGUGCGCAUCAUGGACGGCGGCCAUUCCUACCAGGAUGUCCGGCAAGGCACACUCGCCACAAUCCUCUUCUCCCUGUCGGGCGAGCCGCCCUUCGAUUUCACUUACCAGCACCUCGAGGCCACCGAUAGACACUCCGACCCUAAGGUGCUCGAGACACGUACCGUGGUUGGCGUAAAUGCGAGAGAGUACCGACUGCAGACGCGCGAGCAGGGCACGUGGAGGGUGACGUGGCUGAAGGAUCGAUGGUGUAGUGUCAGUAUUGAUGGAGAGACGGGGGAUGUGAAGCGAGGAAGCGGAAGGUCAGUCAAGGCCAAGAAGAUGGCUGUCAGGGGUGAUGUGAAAGGGACGAUAGGGAAGGGAGAGGGCGUAGAGGCUGGAGGGGCUUUUGAGAUUGAGAUGGAGUGAGGAAAGGGCAGCAUGACGAUUUGAUGGUAUUUGUCGCCCAGUCGAGAUACUGAAAUAGUGGAAAUGAUUUACAGCUCGCUCUCGUCUUCCUCGCUUCCACUCCACUCUCCCACAUCCCCCCCUUCCAUCAACAAUCGCUCCGUCUCUUCGUACAUCUUAUCCAGCCCCGUCAGCCUCUCGAGAUACCCCUCUGCCUCGGCC
This is a messenger RNA of Jaminaea rosea, 4685 nucleotides long. RefSeq lists its product as hypothetical. The record is from RefSeq and is a predicted model, not a curated record. Gene Ontology annotation, cellular component: nuclear pore transmembrane ring. The coding region runs from base 270 to 4484 and encodes 1404 amino acids. Gene Ontology annotation, molecular function: structural constituent of nuclear pore. The transcript is spliced from 5 exons. Gene Ontology annotation, biological process: nuclear pore organization; protein import into nucleus. Lineage: Eukaryota; Fungi; Basidiomycota; Exobasidiomycetes; Microstromatales.